AUGGCAAUGAGAAAGGUUGCAGUAUUUCUUGUAAUGAUGGUUGCAGUUUGGGGUGCUGCUUCUGGCUGCAAAGUACAUUUGAUGGACCUGAUGUCCUGCAGGUCCGCGGCGUCUGUCAGUGAACCGACUAGCCCAUCUGCAGCGUGUUGCACCAAGAUUAAGAGUCUAAGUGAUGAUGAUAUUAAAUGUUUGUGUAAAUACAAGUAUAGCAAGAGUGGUAUGUUGACCCUUUUGAGGGUUGAUGCUGAUCGCGCCAUCCAACUUCCUGCUAUCUGUGGCCUUACUCCUGUCAAAUGCUAA
Molecule: messenger RNA, 300 nt
Organism: Spinacia oleracea (spinach)
Lineage: Eukaryota; Viridiplantae; Streptophyta; Magnoliopsida; Caryophyllales; Amaranthaceae
Product: putative lipid-transfer protein DIR1
Exons: 1
Coding region: 1-300 (99 amino acids)
Source: RefSeq, a predicted model, not a curated record